AUGAAGACUUCGAUUUCCUCGGACGUGUGGGAGAAGAAGAAAGCCUUGAUUGCCAAGUUGUAUAUGGAAGAGGAAUGGCCUUUGAAGCAGGUCAUCAAACAGAUCCGGUCCGACGACUUCAACCCCAGUGAAACCCAACUCCGCAGCCGACUGAAGAAAUGGCGGGUCACCAAACCCUCCCGUCAGACUCGAAAGAAGCCCCAGGCAUCUGGGUCCGGUGAUGAUGACUCGGAGAAAGAGGGCAAGGGCAAAUCGACCACGCCCCCCAUGCGCCAUCGGCCCUCGCCAGGGUCGUCUGCACGAGAGACAACGGGCCCCGAAUGGACGAUGGCUUCUGCGGUAUACCCGCCGACGGAAAUCCCGCACACACUGGACCGACGUGCACGCAAAUGGAAUCCACCUCUGGCACAGCAGUUGACCCCGAGUCCGUCGGGCGAGAAUGGGUUGGCGGACCGAGCUCAUCCCUUCUCAGACCCCAGCCCAACCAUCUCCGCCUUUGAUCACUCUGCGCAGCCCUCUCCGGUCGAUGAGGGUCUGAUGGUGAACACCGCCGUGACGCCGACCUAUCCUAACCCUGGCUAUCCACUGUCCCCGGACUCGUGUCUCCCCAGCCCAGGAGCGGCGACGACCCCGGGAGCAAUCUCCGCCUGGCCGAAUCGUUCUGUUUCUGUGGACUUGGGUCUGAAUCUGGGAAUGCAUACAGCUCCGUGGUAUUCGAUGCCGUUUGAGGCCAUCACCCCGCCCCCAGGGGCACCCCACUCCACCGCCUCUUUGGCCCCCUCAAUAGCGGGUUAUCGGGACCACAUGUCCAUGAUGGUUCCACCGGGCCCGAGCCACGUCUUCCCUUCAUUCGGACAAUAUCCGGGUGAGCCACCUGCUGAAUACGCGGGCUAUGGCGAUGCCAAAUCCUGGAAGCGAGCCAUGUCUCUUCGGUAUGACUUCGCGGGCCCUCCAGAGCGGGUGGAACAGGAGAGGAAACCUUUCCCGUCUCCGGGCCCACCCUUCACGUCUGUGGCUCCGACGCAAAGUGGACCACAUGCCGGGACGUGUGCCCCCAUCAUGUCUUAUAUGGGCCAGGACCCAAUGGCACAGAAGCCUCCUGGUGUUGGCUACUAG
Molecule: messenger RNA, 1116 nt
Organism: Penicillium alfredii
Lineage: Eukaryota; Fungi; Ascomycota; Eurotiomycetes; Eurotiales; Aspergillaceae
Product: Clr5 domain-containing protein
Exons: 2
Coding region: 1-1116 (371 amino acids)
Source: RefSeq, a predicted model, not a curated record